UUGUCAACAAUACUUACAAGGACCACUGAGAUUACAGUUGGGAGUGUUGGCUCGCGACGGAAAUCGGACGCUAUGGAGAGGUAACUUAUUAACUUGCAGACAUUGUUGUCUCAAGCAGGACCUCAUGUGAUCCCUGCUAGCACUGCAGAAUCCGCAACACGCUUAUACUUGCAACCGUAGCUAGAAGAUGGGACAAUCAGCACAGUGAUAUCCUAACAGGCUCAGUCACAUGCAUCACUUAGUGUCCUGGGAGCUUUCAGUUCAUGGGCAUUAUGGAUGAACCUGUAGAGGAGUACAAGUCUCUGUUCAACUUUGAGCAGGGAGUGAACAGCAGCUACCUCUACCUGUCACCUGAAGAGAGUUUCACUCCCCCUGGUUCACCGGUACUGCCACUCAGAGGGCCCAAGAGUCCAGACAUCUUCCCAGAAGUCGGUGAAGAUGUGAAUGCAGUGUAUGCAGUGCCCAGUUCACCCUGCAUGGCCCUAACUGAGGAAGAGCAAGCAGAACUCAGCAGUGAACUAGCAAAGGUGGAAGAUGAGAUCCAGACUCUUUCUCAGGUGCUAGCAGCCAAAGAGAAGCAGGUGGCCGAGAUCAAGCGGAAACUGGGCAUCACUCCACUCAACGAGUUCAAACAGAACCUGAGCAAAGGCUGGCAUGAAGUCACCACCUCCACUGCGUAUAAGAAGACCUCAGAGACCCUGUCUCAAGUGGGUCAGAAGGCGACGACAGCGUUCUCCAAUGUGGGCUCAGCCAUUGGCAGAAAGCUAGAGGACGUGAGAUUACAGUCAUUUUCCAAUUCUUUUGGUAUACACUCCAUUCAGCAUUCGGCUAGCAUGCCGCUGAUGAGAAACACACCCACCUUCAAGUCAUUUGAGGAGAAGGUGGAAACCAUAAAGACCAAGAUGAACCCAACACCAUCAACAGGGGUUACUGAAGAGGUUUCAGAAUCCACACCUGAUGGAAAGCCAGUGGUUGAACAGCCAGAGGGAACGUGUCCACCAGAUCAAAAACCACACUGAGGAUCCACCCUCAAACGCUCCCCUCUUCUCUCUUUUUACCUCCUGUUCCCCUUCUUUCAUUCCACUGUGGUCCCUCUACAUAGUCACUGUGAGCUUUGUUUUGUGGCUCUAUUUGUCCACUGAAGUCUGGGUCAUCUCCAGACAGGACAUGGUAGUCCUACACUGGAGCAGAUGUGUGUCCGAAUGUGAGAUGUACUGUAUGUUCCUUCAUGCACUGUCACACUAGAGCAUUGACCUUUGACCCCUACCUUCAGGUCUGUGUUGUUCUAGCCUCCUGAGAGGCUCAGGCUGUCCUUUAGAAGUCCCUAAACAUUUCCAUUUACUCUUUUGAAGAAUAUAUCCUCCUUAAGGCAUUAUACAAAGUUUAAAGAUGUAUUUGAAUUUGACUUCUUGUUUGUGUAAAUUCUCUGUAGCACAUCCAGCUACUUAAAAUUGCCAGAUUUCUCUGUAUAUAUAGUUCAUUUUCCGUUUUUAAAACAAAUGCCAAAAACUCA
Molecule: messenger RNA, 1513 nt
Organism: Carassius carassius (crucian carp)
Lineage: Eukaryota; Metazoa; Chordata; Actinopteri; Cypriniformes; Cyprinidae
Product: tumor protein D52-like
Exons: 8
Coding region: 264-1019 (251 amino acids)
Biological process (GO): B cell differentiation
Cellular component (GO): cytoplasm
Source: RefSeq, a predicted model, not a curated record